Sorex fumeus (smoky shrew) is the source of this 936-nucleotide messenger RNA. Its product is annotated as olfactory receptor 4P4-like. The transcript has a single exon. Gene Ontology annotation, cellular component: membrane. Gene Ontology annotation, biological process: G protein-coupled receptor signaling pathway. Gene Ontology annotation, molecular function: G protein-coupled receptor activity; olfactory receptor activity. NCBI's taxonomy places the organism in Eukaryota, Metazoa, Chordata, Mammalia, Eulipotyphla, Soricidae. The record is from RefSeq and is a predicted model, not a curated record. The coding region runs from base 1 to 936 and encodes 311 amino acids.
AUGGAAAGCUAUAGAAAUGUCUCAGAAUUCAUUCUUCUUGGACUUUCUUACGGCCACAAUCUACAAAUAUUCUGCUUUGUCCUCUUCUUACUCUGCUAUAUUACCCUGUUGGCAGGAAACUUUCUGAUUCUUAUCUCCGUCCAGUGCAGCCCUCUUUUUAACCAACCAAUGUAUUAUUUCCUCAUCCACUUGUCCUUAAUAGACGUAUGCUACACCUGCACAGUCACACCUAAAUUUAUUGGUGACUUAUUAGUGGAGAGAAAGACCAUUUCCUACAGUAACUGCAUCUUACAGGUCUUUACCAUGCACUUCUUUGGAGGUAUCGAAAUCUUCAUUCUUACUGUCAUGGCUUAUGAUCGCUACGUUGCCAUUUGCAAACCCCUUCACUAUAUGCUUAUCAUGAACAGGACAAGGUGCAACCUCCUGGUCCUCACGACCUGGGUUGGUGCUGCUGUUCAUGCCUUUCCUCUCUUAAUAAUAGCAAUCAAUUUACCCUUCUGUGGUCCAAAUGAAAUUGAUCAUUAUUUUUGUGAUAUCUUUCCUUUACUUAAGCUUGCCUGCACUGAUACCUACAUCAGUGGCAUCCUCAUCAUUGCCUUUGCAGGGAUACUCUCCUUAGGAACCUUCGUUGUAUUAUUUUUGUCUUAUGGGAUUAUAUUAUUCACUUUAAGAAAUCAGUCAGCUGAAGGAAAACGCAAAGCAUUAUCUACCUGUGGGUCUCAUAUAACGGUGGUUAUCUUAUGUUUUGGACCUGUGAUCUUUAUCUACCUUAGGCCUCCUACUACUUUUCAUGAGGACAAAAUAUUGGCGUUAUUUUACACCAUUAUUACUCCUAUGUUCAACCCUCUAAUCUAUACUCUGAGAAAUACUGAAAUGAAAAAUACACUGAGGAAAGUUUGGUGUCAAACAUUGCUUUCGAAAGAAUCACCCAAUUAG